AUGUCGGAACUUUACGACCUCUUUGCCCACUUGGGCGACUCAGUCCACAAGCUAUACAGGCUGGUCACGUACCGGUUCACGAACAACCUUAGCGAGUCGUUCUCCCAAGUGCCAAUGCAGCACUGGAUCCGCCUGGUAAUCAUCGUUGGGGCCUACGCCCUGCUUCGGCCCUACAUCGUCAAGAUGGGCGCAAAAUUCCAGGAGAAGCAGAUGGCAAAAGACCAGAUCGAACAAGAAAAGCAGGCCGAGAUAUCCCCCAAUCAGCUGCGGGGCCAGGUCGACAUACCGGAAGACAGCGACGAGGAGGAACAGGCCGAAACCACUUCAUCAGACUGGGGGAAGAAGGCUCGCAAGCGGCAACGAAACAUGAUCAAGAAGAUGUUGGACAUCGAAGAGAAGAGGCUCCAGGAACUGCAAGAAGAAGAGGAAGACAAGGAUAUCGAGCAGUUCCUGGUCGGAUGA
Anthostomella pinea is the source of this 462-nucleotide messenger RNA. NCBI's taxonomy places the organism in Eukaryota, Fungi, Ascomycota, Sordariomycetes, Xylariales, Xylariaceae. The record is from the annotation of a GenBank genome assembly.